UUGGUGGUGGUGAUGAUGAUGAUGAUGAUGAUGAUGAUAAUGAUGAUAACGAUUGAUGAUGAUGAUGAAGAAAAAGUAGAAGAAGAUGAUGAUGAUCAUCAUGAUCAUGAUCAUGAUCAUGAUGAUCAUAAUGAUGAUCAUAAUGAUGAAUGAUGAUGAUGAUGAUGAUGAUGAUGAUGAUGAUGAUGAUGAUGAUGAUGGGGAUGAGCAUCAUAUCGAUAAGAACUUUAGAAGACUGUGACGUAAACGAUAAUUAUAGUCGAUACUUAGUUUUAAAAAUGGCUGCGCCCUUGGACGAAGGAGACGGAGAUUUCAUUUCAGAUGAUCUUUACGCCCUUCUUAACAUAUCAAAAGAGGCAACUAAAGAUGAGAUCACUCAGUCAUACAAGCAACUCAGUAGAAUCUACCACCCUGAUAAGCAUCAGGAUCCCGUGAAGAAGAAAAAGGCAGAACAGGUCUUCAGCAAGAUAAAGAGGGCCCAUGAAGUUUUGACAGAUGCACACAAAAGAGUUAUAUAUGAUCUGUAUGGAGAGAAAGGUUUGGAGUCGUACGGACUUGAGAUCGUAUCGCGGACUAAGACACCGGCAGAAAUCAUAGCCGAAUACAAACGUAUACAGGAAGAUGAGGAACAGAAGAGGCUGGAGCGACGAACCAAUCCUCAUAGCUCAGUGGAGAUGGUGAUUGAUGCAACGUCACUCUUUGAAAGAGAUGAAUAUGCUGAGUUCUCAGACUCCAUGCCAGAGAUCAACUCCCUGACAGUGUCACAGUCUGUUGAAUGUCCCCUCACAAGUCAGGACACAGGCAUCAUCAGCUGGAACGUCAACGCGGCCAAUGGACGGGGAACCGGCAGCUUCACCACCACGUACAGACGCCUGCUGGCCAACAGGGGAACCAUACAAGCUGCUUUGCAGUUUGGCAAUAAAGAUGAUCUUACAUUAAGAUGGUCACACAAUGUGAACAAGAAUUGUGUCUUCAAGUUGCACACUAGAUUGGCUGCUUUCUCUGAUAAUGACACAUUGAAAAUCACAGUGGGAUUUGGUGGAGGUUUUGUGUACGUGUUUGACAAAAACUGGCAGGGUAGGAUCCACUACAACGUGUUGCCUGUAUCCAGUCUCAGCACUGUGCUCGUGUACAACUCAGAGAGACGUCAAGUGGUCAUGCAGAUCAUGCUUAGUCCCAUGAACAGUUAUAUCCACGGGGGAUACACACACAAGUUCGAGAACCAGGAAGGGGAUGUCUCUGUAGUAACAAGAGUGGGAACCCAAGGCUUCUUGGUGCAAGCUGGAGUGGAGAAAAAGAUAACAUCAUUCAGCACAAUAGGAGCCACGUUGUCCGUAGGGGUCCCCACAGGGGUAGCUGUUACUGUCAAAUUGUUUCGAGGCCAGCACAGUUUCAUCGUUCCCAUCAAUCUUUCAAGCGAGAUAAUGCCGUCUGCUGUGUUUUAUGGCACCAUAACUCCCAUCAUCGUGUACAUGGCCGUGAAAAAACUGAUUGUCAACCCUUUCCUCACACAGCAAAAAGAGAAAGAUUUGGAGCGUAAGAAGAACGAACACCAGGAACGUAUGCAGGAGAAGAGGAGGGAAGCUGAGGCCAUGGUGGAGUUAAUGCGAGAGACUGUAGAGAGAAAUAUUGAGAUGGAGGAGAGAAAGAACGGGCUGAUCAUCACCACGGCAAUAUACGGCAAACUGUCUGCAGAGAAUCCAGGAGAUCUUCAAAGUGAAGACUGUAUAGACGUUACUUUACCACUGCAAGCCCUGGUCAAAGACUCCAAACUCAUAUCACCUGAGAAAAACACCAUGUGUGACCUUCCAGGCUUUUACGACCCCUGCUUCGGCGAAGAGAAAAAGCUGUAUGUGAAAUACAAGUUCAGAAAGAAGCUCCAUCACACAACUAUAGGGGAUAAGGAGAAUAUUAGACUGCCACAGCAGAAACAUUUGUUACGAGAAGAAGAGUUGCCUCCCUUCAUAUCAGAAGAUCCCGAGACCUGAUAGCAUCUUGACUUGGACAGCGUAAUGUGCCAAGUGACCUAUCAACUAUUCCAUCAUACACUGCUGGGGACAAUGGUUGCAUUGACAGGGUUUUUGAAUGCUUCAUCAUUUGGACUUGAAGAUUUAAAAUCUCAUUGAUAUUGUUUCAGUUCAUCAUGGAGACCAACAAAAUACUUGUAUGAUCUGUUACUAUUUAAUGGUAUACUGUGGGAGACCUGGCUGUGAAUGUUUGUACCGUAUUCAUUAAUAUUAAUGAGAAAAAUAUGUAUUCAUUGAUAUUAAUGAGGCAGUUUGUAUUCAUCAAUAUUAAUGAGGCAUCCAUUGUACUUAAUUAAAUUGCAAUUAAUUCCCAUACAUUUAAAUACUAUAGUGAAUGAAGACCUUAAGGCAAUGUAAUAAAAAAUUAGGCAAGCUGACAGACAUGUUACUGUUUAGAAGUUAUGGUUUCAUUGACAAAGUUUCCCUGAACAGUUUGACUCAGAACAAAUGAAAUAGCACAUACAUUAUUCAAGAGUUCGAAUUUGAACAAGGCUAGUCUUCCAAAAGUCGGUUUAGGAGCAAUUCAUAUUUGACACAAUGCGGGCUCUAAUGAUGCCUGUCACUGGGGCUGUAAAAAUUCAAAAGAGAUAUUUCAUUGUUUAAAAGCUUAUUGUCAUUCAGUGAUAAUUAUAUAGUCAAUAAACAUCCAGUUAGUUUCGGAUAACCAGAAAAAUUUGUCAGAAGACCAAUAAUUAAUUUUCUUUAGUAUAAAUGCAUAUCAAGGAAGUAUAUUUAGUGUUGGUGGUGCAGAAAUAUUGUUCUGUUCUGCCAACGUACUGAAUAUGUUAUUUGUUAGAAAAUCGGCAAGGUGCGGUGUCAGUUGUCAAUUGUCGCUUUUUCCCCCACAAAGUGGAAGACAUUAAGCAUUGCACUUUUCCUCCAUCCUUCUUAAAUCUCAAAGUUUUUGGACCCAACUCCUCUAACUGCUUGAGAGUUUGUGCUCUAAGCUAAAUGACCUUUAACCUUUUCCCACUCAGAAGCAAAGUGAAUAUGGCUAUAUGCAAACAGCAUAAAACCAGAUCAGCCUGCGAGUAACUCGCAGUCUGUUCAGGUUUUAUGCUGUUUGCUGCUCAUCAGUAUCUAUGGUUUGGAGAUGAAGCUUUAAAAACUUGAAUCUCAUAAUCUUUAAUUUAAUUAGAUUUUCUAAGACACUUAAAAUGUGUCAAAGUGCGUCUCUGAAGAGUGGUAAAGGAUUAAAGUGUGAUCAUAAAGGAAGGUUUUAAGCUGCAACAAGUUUGUGCACUUCAGGUCCUUUUAUAUUUUCUACAAGUAUAUCAUUACAUGUGUUUAUUAAUAGAUUAACAAAAAUAAUGCAAGAAUUAUGUUUAUAUUAAUUUAUCCUGAAAACAAAGGUUGCAAUUACAUUGCAAGAACUGGUUUACAAUUUUAGGGCUAUUUUUAUGGUGUUUAUUUUAGGUCAAUUACCAGAAUAUAUUUAAAAGCCCCUGAAGGAGGGCAUAUAGUGAUCGCACUGUUUGUCCGUCUGUCUGUCUGUCCGUCCGUCUGUCUGUCCGUCACACUUUGCAUUUAAGUUUCGAAAAAUGCUCAUAACUUCUUUCCCGCUUCAGAUGUAACCUUCAUAUUUGGUAUGCAUGUGUAUAUGGACAAGGCCUUUCCAUACGCACACAAAUUUUGACCCCUUUGACCUUGACCUUGAACUUAGGGUCCGCGUUUAGGUUUCGAAAUCUGCAUUUAGGUUUCGAAAAAUGCUCAUAACUUCUAUGUCGCUUCAGAUGUAACCUUCAUAUUUGGUAUGCAUGUGUAUAUGGACAAGGCCUUUCCAUACCCACACAAAUUUUGACCCCUUUGACCUUAACCAGCGUUUUACUUUUAUGGAUACUGUUGUUUAUCAUUUGAAAUAUUAGUUUUACAAUGCAAUGCUAAGGACAUCCUGAUAUCUGGAUUUUCCUAAUUUGCAUAUUUUGUGUUCACUGUGAUUAAUGCUGUACAUUUUAUUGCAUGUUAAAAAUGACGAAAGUAGUCGUGGAUAUAAAAUUCUAUUUAUGUAUGAUAGUCCAAUAAAUGAAUAAAUUUUA
Molecule: messenger RNA, 4063 nt
Organism: Dreissena polymorpha
Lineage: Eukaryota; Metazoa; Mollusca; Bivalvia; Myida; Dreissenidae
Product: dnaJ homolog subfamily C member 11-like
Exons: 17
Coding region: 150-1988 (612 amino acids)
Biological process (GO): cristae formation
Source: RefSeq, a predicted model, not a curated record